Molecule: messenger RNA, 1248 nt
Organism: Fusarium oxysporum Fo47
Lineage: Eukaryota; Fungi; Ascomycota; Sordariomycetes; Hypocreales; Nectriaceae
Product: P-loop containing nucleoside triphosphate hydrolase protein
Exons: 2
Coding region: 137-1027 (296 amino acids)
Biological process (GO): iron-sulfur cluster assembly
Cellular component (GO): cytosol
Molecular function (GO): ATP binding; ATP-dependent FeS chaperone activity; 4 iron, 4 sulfur cluster binding
Source: RefSeq, a predicted model, not a curated record
GGCGAUCAACGUGAAGAUUCAGACCACGACAUUUAUUCACAUACUGCGCGCAAAGCUCGUUUAACAACGAUUCCUUCAUCUGCGACACAUUCUCUACGACUCGUCAGACGCUACAUUCAUUCACAUCUUCACCGCGAUGGGCCUCACCAAGGUCAAACACAUCAUCCUGGUCCUCUCAGGCAAAGGAGGAGUAGGCAAAUCUUCAGUCACCACACAAUUAGCAUUGUCGCUCGCUUCAGCCGGUCACUCUGUCGGUAUUCUCGAUGUCGAUUUAACCGGCCCUUCAAUCCCCCGCAUGCUCUCAAUCGAAGAGUCAAAGGUCACACAAGUACCAGGAGGAUGGGCGCCCGUGUUAGUACAUGAAGGAGACUCAUCCAAAGGUCUCGGGUCUCUACACGCGAUGAGUCUAGGCUUCCUCCUCCCAAAGCGAGGCGACGCAGUUGUUUGGAGAGGACCAAAAAAGACAGCAAUGAUCCGACAAUUCCUCAAAGACGUACUCUGGGAUGAAACCGACUUUCUACUCAUCGACACACCACCCGGAACAAGCGACGAACAUAUAUCCCUCGCCGAAACGCUCCAAAAGGACGCACUGCCCGGCCAGGUCGCGGGCGCAGUAGUAGUCACAACACCCCAAGCCGUCGCGACAGCCGACGUACGAAAAGAGCUCAACUUUUGCACCAAGACCAACAUACGGGUAUUAGGAGUCGUGGAAAACAUGAGCGGCUACGUGUGUCCGCAUUGUUCCGAGUGCACCGACAUAUUCGGGUCAGGAGGAGGGAAGAGCAUGGCGGAGGAGUUCAAGGUUCCGUUCCUGGGGAGUGUUCCGAUGGAUGCGCAGUUCAUUUCUCUGGUUGAGGAAGGUAGACGACCUACUUACCCGUCUGGUACGACGGUGAAUGGGAAGGAUAUUUCGGGGACGAACGGUGAGGGAGAGGGAGAGAGUUUGGUUGAUAAGUACCGGGAUUGUUCAUUGUUUCAUGUUUUUGGAGAUAUUACAGAAAAGGUCAUGACAAACGUGGCUAAUUGAUCCACUCAUGUCUGCGACCAACAUCAGGCAAUUGGCUGUUGAGUGAGUGUUUGUGUCUGUCUGUCUUGAAUGCCUGCAAGUCUGUCGUUUGAGUGUCUCAUCACAAGCAACUUCAACGGCAUUGACUCACCCAGGCACAUGCAUUUACGAAUAAAGCCAUAAUUGGCUCACUGCAGACUCACAGCCUCUUCAAUGUGCAUCUCUUCCAAGAAAGUUACAAU